Molecule: messenger RNA, 805 nt
Organism: Ficedula albicollis (Collared flycatcher)
Lineage: Eukaryota; Metazoa; Chordata; Aves; Passeriformes; Muscicapidae
Gene: EDF1
Product: endothelial differentiation related factor 1
Exons: 3
Coding region: 1-324 (107 amino acids)
Cellular component (GO): nucleus
Molecular function (GO): DNA binding
Source: RefSeq, a predicted model, not a curated record
AUGACAGGGGCAGCAGGCCAGAACAAACAACACUUCAUUACAAAGAACACGGCCAAGCUUGACCGUGAAACAGAGGAGCUGCACCAUGACAGAGUUUCCCUGGAGGUGGGCAAAGUGAUCCAGCAGGGCCGGCAGAGCAAGGGCCUCACGCAGAAGGACCUGGCCACGAAAAUCAAUGAAAAGCCACAAGUUAUCGCUGACUACGAAUCAGGACGAGCGAUCCCAAAUAACCAGGUCAUGGGCAAGAUUGAAAGAGCCAUCGGCCUCAAACUUCGUGGAAAGGACAUUGGAAAACCACUGGAAACUGGCCCCAAAGGGAAAUGACAACAAAGCCUCGAAAUCAGUUUGCUCAGACUGAUCUGGUUCUCCUCAACCACUCUGCAUAUUGCCAAGCUGAACAAGAGGGUUUCAGACUUGCUUUGGGGGGAAAUCUGCUGCAUCUGUACCUGCUGUAAAAAAGGCAACCUUUAAGAAGCAAUUUUCCUGAUGUUUGUUUUUCCUUGCUCCUUUUCAGAGACUGAGGAUCUAAACCCCAAGAAAAAACCCAAACCCUGCCUCUGAUUUGCCAGAAAACAUGUGCAUUGUGGUGUUAGCAGCAGCUGAUGUUAAGGCACUUAGGGUGGUCUGAAAUGUGAUGAUUUAAUUGAAACAAUUUGGGGGAUGGGUGAGAUAUAUUAUAUAUAAAUAAUUUGGGAGAGUUGGGGCUUCAUCAGAAAUGAUGACUCAGUCACUGUAUCUCAAUGAGUUUGGUUUGUUCUUUCCAGCCUGUUUUAAAGAGAUCUAUAAUAAAGUUUGAUACCCUUCA